Messenger RNA from Coccinella septempunctata (seven-spotted ladybird), 3237 nucleotides. It is a transcript of the gene Sec6, whose product is annotated as exocyst complex component 3. Gene Ontology annotation, molecular function: SNARE binding. The transcript has a single exon. NCBI's taxonomy places the organism in Eukaryota, Metazoa, Arthropoda, Insecta, Coleoptera, Coccinellidae. Gene Ontology annotation, cellular component: exocyst. The coding region runs from base 332 to 2575 and encodes 747 amino acids. The record is from RefSeq and is a predicted model, not a curated record. Gene Ontology annotation, biological process: exocytosis; exocyst localization.
UGUAGUCUAUCUCUAUGGUCUGUGCUAAUGAUAAUGAUAAUAUUUAUAUUUCAUAAAAGAUAAUUUCAAAGUGCUAAUGAACUGAGAAAUUGCAAAUAAAAAAUUAUAGCAUUCUACUCCUUUUAAAAAAUUGUAUCUACAAAAAAAAAAUGGGUGUACUCAAGAUAUAUUGCUGGGAUGAAUCGAGUUGAGUGCUUAAUACCAAAGAGGUACUAACAUCCUAGGACAUUUCCAUUUUAAAGAGCAUACACUAGAACUUCAACCUUUAGUGUUAAUAAGUAAGGGGCGUACUAUAAUAAUUAUAAAAUUUCAAUAAUUUCCUAACGUUGAAAUGGCUUCUCUUGACAUGAAAGUAAUUGAAGCCGAAGCUAGAGAAUCUGCAAAAAAACAUGUUGCAACAAUUAUAAAAAAGCAUGGAAAACUCGAAAAAGUUGAUCAAAUCAAGAGAAAGAUAAUUCGUCAGAAGGGAUCCGUAGAAGCACAAUUGAAAUCAACUAUCCAACAACAACUUGAUGGAGUUCACAUCGGUUUGGAGAAGCUCAAGGAUGCUCAAGUAGAAGUGGCUGAAGUUGACCAAGAUUUAUGUAAAAUGGCCGAGCUAUUUAAUCAAGUGCCAAGCUUAUAUCAUAAAUUAAGUGUAGUUAGAGAUGAAAACAUGAAACACUCACAAUAUGUUACUGCACGAGAGAAUUUGAAACAUAUUUUUACUGUUCCAGAAAGUGUAGAAAAAACCAAGCAAUGGAUUAAUGAAGGAAAACUGCUUCAUACUCACCAAUGCUUGAGAGAUUUGGAAAAUUCUCGCGAUGAUUUAUUAUAUGAGCUCCAUAAACUACCUAAUCAAUCUCCUCACGACAAAUCAAUGUUGAAAGCUUAUUUUUCUGAAGUUGAGGAACUUUCAGUUUUACUUGAGAAACAGUUACGUCUUGUGCUAUCAAGAACCCUUAAUACUGUGAGAAAAGAACCAACAGUAAUCGUGACAGCAUUGAGAAUUAUUGAGAGAGAAGAGAAGGCAGAUGAAGAGGCUUUAAAACAAGAGAAACAAACAGGAUUCAUUGCUCCAGGCCGCCCAAAGAAAUGGAAGAAAAUGGCAUUUGAAGUUUUAGAACAUUCAGUUGCUACAAGAAUUGAGGGUACUCAGGUAGAUGAAAGAUCAGAUAAUAAAAAUUGGCUCAUCACUCAUUUAGAACUUAUACGACAACUGAUCCUUGAAGACCUGAGAGUAGUUAAAACACUUUGUGUUCCUUGUUUUCCACCUAGAUACAAUAUAAUUCAUGAGUAUAUAAAAAUGUAUCAUCAUUGCUUGUCUGUACAUUUACAAGAAAUUAUUCAAAAUGGUCUUGAAGGAAAUGAAUAUGUUACUGUUCUUUCUUGGGUAUAUAAAACAUAUUUUUCUGAUGAGCUUCUUAGUCACCCUGAUUUGAUGCAGUUCACUUCAAAACUAGAAAAAGAAAAUCCACUUCUCCCAAAAGAAGUGCUGAGUCAAUUACAAAAUGAGUAUCUCAAUAAUAUGGAAAAAAAUUAUGCUGAAUGGAUGAAAAAUACUUUGAAUUCAGAGAAACAAGAAUGGUACUCAUCUAUAGAGCCACAAGUUUCCCAUACAUCUGGUACAGGUCCAAUCAUAAUCUUCCAAAUGAUAGAUCAGAAUUUACAAGUUACUAAAACAGUGAGUGACCAACUUACUUUUGAAGCAUUAAAGUGCGGUAUAGAUCAUGUUAUAAGAUAUGGAGGUUCAUAUAAAGAUGAGAUACUUGAAUUCAAAAACACAUAUUUUAAUGAUAGGAAGCAGGUACCAUUUUUUACACACCACAUGAUAACUAUUGUAAAUAACUGCCUGAAACUUGCUGAUUUGAGCACUCAAUUAGAAAAACAAUAUCUGAUAGGCCUAACAGAUAUUCAAGAAGAAGAUAAGAAUAUAGUGAGAGAAAAAUUCAAAAAGUUGAGAACAGUAUUUUUAGAAUUACGAAACCAAUCUGGAAUAUAUUUAUUAGAGGAACUCUUCUUAGAUUUGGAAAAAUAUUUCUCUGACCUCUUCACUUCAAAUUGGCUAGGAUCAUCAGUUGCUGUAGAUACAAUUUGCUUAACAACAGAGGACUAUUUUCAAGAUUAUAGUGGUCUUGCACAAAAGAACUUUGAUUAUAUUGUAUAUCAGGUGAGAAGAAGAUAUGUUGAAAAAUACUUGACAUCUUUACUGAGCAAAAGAGUAUCUUUCAAAACUUAUCAGGAAUGUACUAACGCAGCUUCUCAAGUAUUGAGAGAAGUAGGCCAAUUGAAAAACUUAUUAAAUGGUUUAUGUAAAGACAUAAGUGGUGAUGACCCAUUUGAAGCAAUUACCGUACUAGUCGAGAUCCUAAAGAGCGAUGAUGAUAUGCUAUCGUUUGAAUUGCAUAGAGUUGUAGAAAAGUAUCCGGAUAUCAGCGAUGAUCAGUUGUUGAGACUGAUGCAUUUAAGAGGAGAUUUGAAUUGGUCUGAUGUCAAAGAUAAAGUAUCACACUUGAUAAGGCCUAAAAAUUACCUCCCUCCCAGUAUUUUCAAAGGACUAAUUUUUCCCAAGCUGGUGAAUUUGUUCAAUAAUUGAUUUAUGUUAUCAGGAUUAUAUAUAAAGCUUAACAUGGUGCAGUAUCUAAUUUAAACUUCAGCAAAUUAAGAAGACAUGGCGAUUUUAACUGUGCUUUAUAUUGGCCAGACUUUUUUCUGGAGUGAGAAGUUACUUGAUGGUAAUGAUAAAUUGGCAGAUAUAUCAGUUUACAACAAAUGAAACGAUGAAUGUAAGAUGCUCAAUGUUUCAAGUUUGAAUAUCAUUCAAGAUUUAAAUGUAAUGGACUAUAGUAGUAUAUUUUGGAUAUAUUGAUACAUAUUGAUAAUUUGAUUGGCCAAGGUAUGAACAUUGUUACUUCUUCACCUGCAAGAGUAUUUCAUUUGGAAAGCAUAAAAUAUUCAAAAUUGGGCCGAAUUUACACCUCAUAAGCAGAUAUGAAAUUUAGUUCAAUCGUUUUGUAAUGUGUGUAAAUGAUAAUGCAACAGAAAUAACUGACAUUGUAUUACUUUAUUGAUGAGUCCUGUAUAACAUGGAAAUGCUUCAAACACUGGUUGUAUAUCUAACCAAACAAAUCAACAUAUAUAACAAUAAAUGGAGAAUAAAUAAAUAAAUAGGUUAGUGCAAUAAUUAAAUGAAGAUAAAAUUUAUCAAUUUAUAAUUAUACUCAAUUGUUGCUGAAUAAAAUUAUUGCUUGUUUUCAA